AUGGGCACCCAAACAUCCCUCCGACACAGCGGGCCGACCAGCCCAACACCGUGUGAGGAGUUGGACUUGGUGGUCCUGAAGGGUCCCUUCCACCUCGGGGUAUUCAGUGAUCCUAUAAUGCACACCGCCCAACUCCACAAAGGGCAUAACCCCGCCCUCCAUUCGCAGCUCAAUGGCAGCUCUGCGCAGCAGGAGGAGCGCAGGCUGGAGCUGCAGGCACUGCGUGCCAAACUGGAGGCCGAGCGCCUCCACAACCAGGAGCUGCGGCGCCACUUCGCCGCAGAGAUUUCCAAAAUGAAGGAGGCGGAGGAGAGGGAGCGGCAGCUGCUGGUGCAGCAGCUGCAGUGCGAGUGGGACAGGCAGCAGGCCCUCGACGCGCAGCGGCUGCAGGAGCAGCAGCGGCAGCAGCGCGCCACCGAGACCCGGCAGAUGCUGCGCUGGAAGGCGGCCGAGCUGCAGGCGGCGCAGGAGCCGCUGCAGAAGGAGCGCGACGCUACCACGCACCAAGCGCGGGAGCUGCAGCGGCAGCUGGCCGACGAGCUGCGGAGGCCCUGCACGAGCAGCAGCGCAGCCCGCGCCAAGCUCCAGGCUGUCCUCAAGGAACUGCGCUGGGAGACGCAUGGGGACCAGCCUGCCCGCAUCCGCCAGCUGCAGCACGAGCUGGAGCUGGAGAAGAAGCUUUUCAUCAAGUACAUUGUGGCGGGCUUCGAGGACGAGCAAGAGGACAGCCAGGGAACAAAGGGCCAAGAAGACCAAGAAGGGCCCUUGCGCAAGGCAGAGCCAAAGACGCCAACACGGGCUCAGCCUGCCCAGGACGCACCUCAGCAGGGAGCCAAGGAAAGCUGUGGCUCCGAGAAGGGCAGCAGCCGCCGCCCUGUGAAGGACGCUCACGUCCAGGUUCCAGAACCUUCCGACCAACACAAAGUGCUGCCAGGCACGCUCAGGUGGAUGCUGGAGCAGCACGCCCGCCUCCAGCGAGCCAUGAGCGGCCUGGAGAAGCAACGCCAGGCCCUGGAGGCAAAGCAAUGCCUCCUGAGAGAGGCGAGCACCAAGGAAGAGUGCCAGGAGCUCCAGAUGCUCCAGGAAGCCAAGGAAAAACUGGUGGUGCUUACCGAGCAGCUGGAGGAGAAAUGCAGAUCCCUGCUGAAGGCCAUCCACCAGGCCAGCAAGACUCCAGGGCCUCCACCCAGCCAAAGCUCCGCUGAGGCACUGCCACCUUGUGAGAGUGCCCCCAGCCCAAGCGAGGAGGUGCUGGUUGCCCAGCUCACGCAGCUGAGCAAGGAGAAAAACCGACUGGAGGAAGAAAAUUCUCACCUCCGAAGGCAGCUGGACGCAGCGAUGGAAGUCCAAGCUGAAAAUGCUGACCUGAAGAAGCAGGUAGAGCAAAUGGCAGAGGAGCAAAACUCUGCCCUGCAACAGGUCAGCGAGCUUCAGGCCCAGCUGCAAGAGGCAGAGUGCCAGCUGAAAGCGCUCAAGGAAAUUGCAGAUAGAGGGCCACAGCUGGAGAGAGAACACCUGGAGACACAGCUGGCGCUCCAGAAGAAAGAACAGGAGCUCGAGAGCUUGCAGAGAGCUCAGGCAGAAGGCAAGAGGCAGCACGAGGAAGCCUCGCAAAUGUUACGAGCCCAGGUCGCCGACCUGGAAGAUCGGUGCCACCAUCAAACCAAACAACUCAAGCUGCUCGCUGAGGAGCUGCAGCGGCUGCAAAGCGAGCAAUCCAGCCCUGCCACUACCCGUCUGCCACAGCUCUCACCUACCCACCCAGCCACCUCCGAAUCCCAACCGGCAGAGGACAGCCCAGGGCCCAGCCUGCCUGCAGAGGAGGGCGCUGCAGAUGAAAGUCAAGAAGCGGAAACUUGGCAGCAGCCCUUCGACCUGCAGGCUUCACUGGGACAAGGACCAGCAAGGAUUCGGAAAUUCCUAGCUCUGAACAGCUAUGACCCUGCUGAUAGUCCCAACAAGCAUCCGGAGCGAGAGCUUCCCCUCACGGCGGGGCAGUUUGUUUAUGUCAUUGGGGAGAUGGAUGAGGAUGGCUGGUAUAUAGGAGAGCGGACAGACGGCAGUAGAGGCUUCGUCCCCUCCAAUUUGGUGGAAGAAGUGUUUGACGACCUGAGCUUGACAGCAGUGCCGCCAGAUCUGGGGGAUGUCCUUCUGGACACCGAUGAGGGGGAGAGCUCCACUGACAGCAGCAGCAGCAGCAGCAGCAGCAGCAGCAGCAGCAGGGAAGCCAGGGAUGAUCUGGACAAAGAAAUCUGUCCCGAUAUGAUGGCUGCAUGGUGUCGUGGUUCCGCUCGAGUGGGCAGCCAAACCUUCCUGGAGGAGCUGCAUGACGUGCUCAAAGAGGACGAAAAAACCUCCAGGGAAGGAAACGAUGAUUGCAGCGACCCCUUCUGUUUCUCACUCAUGGUGGAGGAGGAGAAAGAUCAGGGUGGGGGUGCCGAUGGCACCAAAAGUCAAUAA
This is a messenger RNA of Anas platyrhynchos (mallard), 2460 nucleotides long. Lineage: Eukaryota; Metazoa; Chordata; Aves; Anseriformes; Anatidae. The record is from RefSeq and is a predicted model, not a curated record.